Messenger RNA from Penicillium digitatum Pd1, 681 nucleotides. Its product is annotated as Protein rot1. The record is from RefSeq and is a predicted model, not a curated record. Lineage: Eukaryota; Fungi; Ascomycota; Eurotiomycetes; Eurotiales; Aspergillaceae. Gene Ontology annotation, biological process: 'de novo' protein folding. Gene Ontology annotation, cellular component: endoplasmic reticulum; endoplasmic reticulum membrane.
AUGUUUAUGAUUUGGAGUCUUUUAGUUACGGCCGCUUUGGCAAAUGCGAAUGAUUUGGUCGGAACAUGGACCACCAAAUCUCGUGACGUUCUUACUGGUCCAGGAUUCUACGAUCCGCUCAACGACAAGCUGCUCGAGCCAAAUCUAACGGGCAUUUCAUACUCAUUUGAUGAUAAUGGAAAUUAUGAGUCGGCAUACUAUCGCGCAAUCUCAAAUCCGGCCGACCCAUCAUGCCCGGGAGGGAUCUUGCAGUGGCAACAUGGCGCUUAUACUGUGUUCGGGAAUGGAACGCUGAAAUUGACUCCAAUUGCUGUCGACGGUCGUCAGCUAUUGUCCGACCCCUGCCGGAAGCAGUCAGGGUACUAUACGCGAUACAAUACUACUGAGAAGUUUAAGGAUUUUUCCGUUUACGUCGACGGAUUUAAUCGCAUUAAACGCCUAGAUUUGACGAGGGAUGACGGCACCCUCGUCCAUCCCAUGUUCCUAGCCUACCAGCCACCAAAGAUGCUCCCUACCACGACAUUGAAUCCCACGCCAAAAGGGCACCAGCAAAAGCGAGAACUAUCAUCAAAUUCUAGAUUACGGCUGAUCGCUAGAGAACAGCUGAUCAAUCCGGACCGAUGGUGGUGGCUGGGUGUUCUAAUGACAUCUCUUGGAGGGGUAGCUUUCUUCUGCUCAUGA